AUGAUGGGCAAGGACUACAUGCUGGCCAUCAUCAUUGUCAACUGUGACGACAACAUCUGGAGCGACCAGAACCUUCUGCCGGACCCGGACCUUCCCGCCGGAUGGAGGACCAUCCGAGACUCCGCCGGAACCUACUAUUGGCACGUGCCCAGCGGAACCACCCAGUGGCAUCGACCCAGACUCGAGGGGAAGCCGCAGCCGCAGGUAAAAACGACACCGUUGGCUUUCCUUCUUGUCCAGGCGGACGGCGGAGCUCGGACGUCCGACGUCUCCCGUCGCCGUGACGACAACUCGCAGUGUUUCUCGGUGCGCUCGCUGGGCUGGCUGCAGGUGGAGGAGGACGACCUGUCCCCGGGGCGCGGCGGCCUGGCGGUGGGGGACAUCAUCCGGCAGCUGUCCCGCCCCCCGGGUCCGGGGGUCUCGGGCGAGGGCCGCGAUAUGAGGCUGCUCCUGAAGCGGGAAACGCUCACCCUUCUGGACCCGACGGACCACACCCCCUUGUACCAUCAGCCCAUCGUCAACAUCCGCGUGUGGGGGGUGGGCGGUGACAACGGCAGGGACAGGGACUUUGCCUUCGUGGCGGCCGACAAGGACAGCUGCGUGCUCAAAUGUCACGUCUUCCGCUGCGACGCGCCCGCCAAGGCCAUCGCCGGCGCGCUGCAUCGCAUGUGCUCGCAGAUGAUGUCCCAGAAGACGUCCCGCUCUCUCUCCGUGGACAGCGUCUCGCCGGAGGAGCCUCCGCGACGAGCUGAAUUCUCGGGGGCGGGGUUCCGAAGCGUCCGCAAGUUCGACGUCCACUACGUUGGCAACCUGCCCGUGUCCCGCGCCAUGGGCAUGGAGGUGUUAAACUUGGCCAUCGAGAGCAUCGUCAACUCCACCCGUCGUCACGAGUGGGAGGCGGCCGUCAUCCACGUGACGGACAGCUUCCUGUCCGUCUUCAAGCAGCAGCAGGAGGGGGAGGAACCGAUGUGGGCGUGCCAGGUGCGAUUCCUCAGCUUCCUGGGCGUCGGUCACGACAGCCGCACCUUUGCAGUCAUCGCCGACGGCGGCCGGCAGCGUUUCGAAUGUCACGUCUUCUGGUGCCGGCCGGACGCCGGCCUCUUGUCGGAGGCCGUACAGGCCGCCUGCAUGGUUCAGUAUCAGAAGUGUUUGGUGGCUCAGACGCCUCCGCCCAGGAGCCGAGUGCGGCACGAGGCCACGCCCAAAGUGAAACGCGCCAACUCGAUGGACGGCGGCGCCUUCCAAAGCGGCGGCGCCACCACGCCGCGAAAGGGGAACGGCGGCGCGCGGCGGGGCAUGAUGGCCUUCUUCGACAGCUUCCGGAACAAACGGGCCGCCGCCUCGUAA
Nerophis lumbriciformis (worm pipefish) is the source of this 1347-nucleotide messenger RNA. The record is from RefSeq and is a predicted model, not a curated record. Lineage: Eukaryota; Metazoa; Chordata; Actinopteri; Syngnathiformes; Syngnathidae.